Messenger RNA from Cicer arietinum (chickpea), 2274 nucleotides. Its product is annotated as long chain acyl-CoA synthetase 1. Gene Ontology annotation, molecular function: long-chain fatty acid-CoA ligase activity. Gene Ontology annotation, biological process: fatty acid metabolic process; wax biosynthetic process; cutin biosynthetic process. Lineage: Eukaryota; Viridiplantae; Streptophyta; Magnoliopsida; Fabales; Fabaceae. Gene Ontology annotation, cellular component: endoplasmic reticulum; membrane. The record is from RefSeq and is a predicted model, not a curated record.
AUUCUCCAUUUUUUUCCUAGGGGUGCUUGGAUCCCGGUUUCCACAUUCAGCAAUAUCUUUUCCAUAUAAAAAUUAGUAAUUAAUAAAGAAGAAUGAAGAGUUUUGCUGCUAAGGUAGAAGAAGGAAGAGAAGGUAGAAAUGGUAAGCCAUGUGUAGGACCAGUAUAUCGCAACCUUCUAUCCAAACAUGAAUUUCCACCAUCGGAUCCUCAUUUAACUUCCACUUGGGAUAUUUUCAGCAUGGCUGUCAAAAAAUAUCCUCAAAACCCUAUGCUGGGAUGGCGUGAAUUUGUUGAUGGAAAGGUAGGACCAUAUAAGUGGAAAACAUAUAAGCAAAUUUAUGAUGAAGUGCUACAUAUUGGUUCUGCUCUACGUGCAUCUGGUGCCAAACAUGGCUCACGAAUUGGAGUUUAUGGAUCAAAUUGUCCACAGUGGAUUGUGGCAAUGGAGGCUUGUUGUGCUCACAGCUUGGUUUGUGUGCCUCUCUAUGAUACACUUGGGUCCGGUGCUGUAAACUUUAUCAUAAGUCAUGCAGAAAUAGAUUUUGUGUUUGUCCAAGAUAAGAAAGUUAUGCAACUUUUGAAUCCUGAUUGUAAAUCUGCUUCGAGAUUGAAAGCGAUAGUUUGUUUCACUUCAUUAACAAAUGAAGAGAAAAGUAAAGCCACAAGCAUUGGGAUUAAGCCAUAUUCAUGGGAAGAGUUCUUGCACAUGGGAAAAGAAAACCCAUCAACAAUUUUACCACCACAUGCUCAUAAUAUAUGCACAAUAAUUUAUACAAGUGGAACUAGUGGAGAUCCAAAAGGUGUUGUUUUGACGCAUGAAAAUAUAACAUAUUUUGUUAGAGGAAUGGAUAUUUUCGCGGAACAAUUCGAAGAAAAGAUUACUGUUGAAGAUGUGUAUUUAUCCUUUCUUCCUUUGGCUCAUAUCCUUGAUCGCACAAUUGAGGAGUAUUUUUUUCAUAAGGGUGCGUCUGUUGGCUACUACCAUGGGGAUCUAAUGGCAUUGAGGGAUGAUUUAAUGGAAUUGAAACCAACGUUGUUUGCUGGGGUUCCCCGAGUCUUUGAAAAGGUCUAUGAAGGUAUCAAGAAAGCAGUGGAAGAGCUCAAUCCAGUGAGAAGAAGCGUUUUUUAUAUGCUCUACAAAUAUAAACUUGGGUGGAUGAACAAGGGAUACAAACAAUUGAAUGCAUCACCUUUAGCUGAUCUAUUAGCUUUUAGAAAGGUCAAAGCUCGGUUAGGGGGGCGUGUUCGACUAGUAAUAGUUGGAGGAGCACCCUUGAGUUCAGAGAUCGAAGAAUUCUUACGUGUUACUUCAUGUGCUUUAGUAUGUCAAGGUUAUGGUUUGACUGAAACAUGUGGGUCAACUACACUUGCCUUUCCUGAUGAAAUGUGCAUGCUUGGUACUGUUGGUCCUAUAUCUGUAUACAAUGAACUACAACUAGAAGAGGUUCCUGAGAUGGGUUACAAUCCUCUUGGAAGUCCUUCAUGUGGUGAGAUAUGUCUUAGAGGGAAAACUGUUUUUACUAGCUACCACAAAAAUCCUGAGUUAACAACAGAAGUUCUAAGAGAUGGAUGGUUUCAUACAGGGGACAUAGGAGAAAUGCAACCUAAUGGUGUUGUUAAGAUUAUUGAUAGGAAGAAGAAUCUGAUAAAACUUUCUCAAGGAGAGUAUAUUGCACUUGAACAUUUGGAAAAUAUUUAUGGAAUCACUCCUAUAGUAGAAGAUGUUUGGGUUUAUGGGAAUAGCUUCAAGUCGGUGCUAGUUGCAGUGGUAGUUCCAAAUGAAGAAAUCACCAAAAGAUGGGCAUAUUCAAAUGGUUACAUGGCUCCUUUCUCUGAACUUUGUUCUCUUGACCAAUUGAAGAAAUAUGUGCUAUCAGAAUUGAAGUUGACUGCUGAGAGAAACAAGCUUAAGGGAUUCGAAUUUAUCAAAGGUGUCAUAUUAGAGCCAAAUCCAUUUGACAUGGAAAGAGAGUUGGUGACUGCAACAAUGAAAAAGAGAAGAAAUAAUAUGCUCAAAUAUUAUCAGGUUGAAAUAGAUGAAGUAUACGAAAGUUUGACAGGAGAUAAGCAUAAAAUUUGAGUUAUGCCAAAUGAGGUUGUUCAAUAUAAUGAAUAGUUUUAUAAGACCAACAGUUGUAAUUGUGGCUGGUUCUUAGUUUUAAAUUUUGUUAACAAAUACAUUUUCAUUUUAAAAAUCUGUACCCUUUUCGUAACUUAAUGCCAUUUCACACCUUGUAAUGAUAAAUCUUCUACGUGAAAAUUUCAAUUCAAAA